UAUAAAAGUGAUUACCUGAGGAGUUGCCGUCAGUGUGCUAACGCAUUGUGUAUCAACAUGAGGGCUGUAGCGAUCCUUUGGGUGGUGUCCGUCGUCGUGGCCGAGAAGCUGCCCCUGGAGACCCGUCCCUUUGAAAUCCUCCGCAGCGACCAGCACCACCCCAACUCCGAGGGCGCCCACAGCUUCGACUUCGAGACGGAAAACGGCAUUUCCUUCCACAUGUCGGGCUCCCAAGGGCCGACCGGAGGCGCCAACAGCAUCGGCGACUGGAGCUAUCCUUUGGGAGACGGAUCCACAGCGGAAUUUAAGUUCGUGGCCGACGAGAACGGCUACCAGCCCGAGUCCUCGCUGCUGCCCGUGGCCCCCGCCUUCCCCCACCCCAUCCCAGACUUCGUCCUCCGGCAGAUCGAGUUCGCCGAGCAGCAGAGGGCGGCCGAAGCACGCCAAGGAAGCUACGAGAAUUAACACGGUUCUCGAGAACUUUUGCGGAAGCCGAACCCAACAACACGAGAACUUUUGACCUUCUCGUGAAUGCACAUUAUUUAUCUGUGUAUUAUUUAUUUAUUCAGAGACAUUGUAAUAAAGUAAAAACUUA
This is a messenger RNA of Penaeus monodon (black tiger shrimp), 595 nucleotides long. RefSeq names its product cuticle protein AM/CP1114-like. NCBI's taxonomy places the organism in Eukaryota, Metazoa, Arthropoda, Malacostraca, Decapoda, Penaeidae. The record is from RefSeq and is a predicted model, not a curated record. Bases 58 to 465 code for a protein of 135 amino acids. The transcript has 3 exons.